Molecule: messenger RNA, 144 nt
Organism: Cylicostephanus goldi
Lineage: Eukaryota; Metazoa; Nematoda; Chromadorea; Rhabditida; Strongylidae
Source: the annotation of a GenBank genome assembly
AUGGUUGCUGGCAAAGUAAUAGUCUAUGGUGGACGCGGUGCUCUCGGUACUGUUGUUGUAGAGCAUUUUAAGAAAAAUGAUUUCGUGAGUUUUGCUUCCAGUCAUCAGUUUUUACCGCCAAUGAUGCUGCAGAUGCCAAUGUGA